AUGGCGCAGGAGGUGAACGCGAGCUGCGCGGAGUGCGCGUCCCCGCGGCCGGGCUCGGGCGCUCUGGCCGCCCUCCUCAUCUUCACCAUCGUGGCCGAUGUGCUGGGAAACGCGCUGGUCAUCCUGUCCGUCUACCGCAACAAGAAGCUCAGGAACGCAGGUAACAUCUUUGUGGUGAGCCUUUCUGUGGCCGACCUGGUGGUAGCGCUCUAUCCGUAUCCCCUGGCCCUGCUUGCCAUCUUCCACGGCGGCUGGACGCUGGACGCAGUGCAGUGCCAGCUAAGUGGCUUUGUCCUGGGCCUCGGUGUCAUCGGCUCCGUCUUCAACAUCACAGCCAUCGCUAUCAAUCGCUACUGCUACAUCUGCCACACGCUACGCUACGAGCGUUGCUACACGCGUCGCAACACUUGCCUGUGCGUGAGUCUUACGUGGCUUCUGAGUGUCGUCGCAACGCUGCCCAACUUCCUGCUUGGUUCGCUGACCUACGACCCCCGUGUCUUCUCCUGCACAUUCACGCAGACCGUUAGCUCUUCUUACACUGCCAGUGUGGUGCUGGUCCACUUCAUGAUCCCACUAGCCAUCGUGUCAUUCUGCUACCUGCGUAUCUGGAUGUUGGUGAUCAGGGUCAAAGGUCGCGUGCGAGCCAGACCGUGGACACGGGCCACCGACUUGCGCCACUUUCUAACCAUGUUUGUAGUGUUUGUGCUUUUUGCUGUGUGCUGGGCACCACUGAACUUCAUUGGCCUGGCUGUGGCGCUGGAUCCAAUCAACGUGGCGCCAAAGGUACCCGAGUGGCUCUUCGUGGCCAGCUACUUCCUGGCAUAUUUCAACAGCUGUCUGAAUGCUGCCGUCUAUGGCUUCCUUAACCAGAACUUCCGCCGCGAAUACAAACAGAUCCUCCUCUCACUUUGCACCCCCCGAGCUCUGUUCCAUGACAGCUCCCGAUGCAACAGUGAUCCCAUUCGAAGCAAGCAGUCUCCUGCUGUGACCAACAACAUCGCAGUGGAGGCUCACCUGUAAGGAAGUGGAGCUUAACUGCCCUCCUUGUUUAAAAAAUGGGGUGAACUUGUUAUUAGUAAAGAGUUUGGUGGGCAUUUAGACUCGAAAGCCUUCAGAAUUCAUG
Clarias gariepinus (North African catfish) is the source of this 1123-nucleotide messenger RNA. RefSeq names its product melatonin receptor 1C (gene mtnr1c). The record is from RefSeq and is a predicted model, not a curated record. The transcript has 2 exons. Gene Ontology annotation, cellular component: membrane. NCBI's taxonomy places the organism in Eukaryota, Metazoa, Chordata, Actinopteri, Siluriformes, Clariidae. The coding region runs from base 1 to 1020 and encodes 339 amino acids. Gene Ontology annotation, biological process: G protein-coupled receptor signaling pathway. Gene Ontology annotation, molecular function: melatonin receptor activity.